Molecule: messenger RNA, 3720 nt
Organism: Fulvia fulva
Lineage: Eukaryota; Fungi; Ascomycota; Dothideomycetes; Mycosphaerellales; Mycosphaerellaceae
Exons: 3
Coding region: 1-3720 (1239 amino acids)
Source: RefSeq, a predicted model, not a curated record
AUGGCGACACGGACUAAGGCGCCGCCCGUCGGGUCGUCAGGAUGGAUCGAGAACGAGAGAGAACAGGCCGACGAGUUUGUCGGACAAGAGGUGGACGAGUUCAGCUUCAGUGUCAGGAACGAGCUGGAAUGGCUGAACGAGCAUAUGCACGACAUAUUUACCCCAUCACAAACUAACUUCGCCGACAUGUUCAAGACGCCCGGCAAGCUACGCGGAAAGACACCACGAACUGCGCGUAAGGUCAACGCUCUGCCACCCCGGCAACCACUAACCGACAUCUUCGCACCCAAUGCACAACCCGCGCCUGCAUAUGCGACUAAGACAGCGUUCUACGACAAAGUCGCGCAGUUCCAGAUCGCCGAGGAUGUCGAGAAUCGCAUACCCCUCAACAAGCCCGUCAGCCGGGCAACGAGUCCCAAUCGUGCUGCCAAAGCGUAUAUCGACUCUGGCUACCAUGGCAUGAUGACGGAUGAUGAAAUGGAGCUCGACGCGCAAACCCAGCUGGAAAGCAUUGCGACAUCAUCACAAGCCGGAGAGACUGUGAAGGUCCCGCUGCGAGACGACCAGCCACCUGCACAACGUGUAGUGAAAGACGGAAAGGAGGACGAGACUGGCGCUAGUGACGACUCUUUCGUGUCCGCCAAGGAGACAGAGAACGAUGCGCCCGCUGUCACAGACGAAAUUAUGGCCGAUGCGGAUGGAGAUGACCAGCCAGCGGAGAUCGAAGAAGAAGUUCAGGACGAGAAUGUCGCGCCCGUCCAGGAACAGGUGCUGCAGCGUGAAGAGGAGGUCAAGGUAUCGGAGGCUGAGCCAGAACACGAUGUGGAUACUGACAUGGAGAACGGCUCGCCCGAGUCUGACCAUUCCAGCCCACAGAAGCUCCUUCAGCGAAAGAGCAGUUUCACAUUCUCUGCACUUCCUGCGCGAGAGCCACUCGGUGCAAAGCGCAGCAUGGGACCGCUCGAUCGUGCGCGGAGCAGCUUUUUCAGCAAGUCGGUCAGCAAGCCGGCGGACGUCGAUGACGAUGAGGAUGAGACCAUGCAAGAGAAGGCGACGGAGGCACGAGCGCAUAGCAAGACAUCUACACAAUUGCUGCACGAGCGACUGAACAUGCUGGGCAAGACGAAGGAGCCCAGGCCAUCGAAGAGCAUCCACAACAUCACACAGACUACUUCCCAGCCGUUUUAUCCUCAGCUGCCAGGUGCUGAGCCUGCGGGUUCGCAAGCGACAGACGUGUUCGACCAACAGGCACUGGCAGAUCAGUUGACUGCUGCACCUGUCGAGGACGAGGACGAUGACUGGAUAGCACCUACUAAGCCAGCGCAGGUGUUGAAGUCGAAAGCAUCAGAGGCCACAAUUCAGCAAGUGACGGUAGAUGCUGUGUCUCCGGCACGACCAACGAUGCACCAAAAGUCGCUCUCAACUAUGACCAUAAUGUCACCAGAGAAGGCGAAUGCCACUGCUGAAUCGCGACACCAGAAAGCGACAUCAGUCUCACAUCCAAACCUGGCAGAAGCGCUGGACUCUACGACACCUGCUGGCUCGCCCAUGGGCAAGAGCCAGCGAGAUGGUCCAUUGAGUGCCUCGAAGAACAGGCUCUGGUCUGCAUUGAAGUCUGCUAAGAGUAUCUUUGCUUCAUCUGCUAGCGCCAGUGCUGCUGCCAAGUUGGAGGCACACAACAACUCGCCAGCACCACAUCGAUCACCAAAGCGGGACUCCGGCGACCACAAAAUCUUCAAUAUGCCAGGUGCUCUGUUUUCGCAAAAUGAUGUCAGGGCGAGCCCAGCUAGGAACAACUCGAUCAUCUCGUUCAGUCCCAGCAGAAAGACGAGGAGCAGUACCGAGAGCGACAAGCGCAAGGAGAAGGAGCUCAAGGCACAGCAAAAGGCCGCAGAUCAGCUCGAGAAGGAGCGUCACAAAGAGGCUCAGAAGGCUGCUAAGCAGCAGGCAGAAGAGCUGGCGAAAGCUGAGAAAGCCGAGAAGGCUGAAGCUGCUCGUUUGGAGAAAGAGAGAAAGCAAGCUGAAAAGCAGGCUGCUUCACAACCCGGGCGACCAGGGACCGCUGGAACCGAGACUGCUUCUGAGAACGAGAUGCCACCUCCGCCACCACCGAAGGGUAGUAUGCUUCCGUCUGGCAAGCUGAGGGCACCCGGGAGACUCGCCAGGCCAACACGAGAGCCCACAAAGCCGGCACCAAUGUCGAUCAAGGUUGCUUCCCAAUCGCAGAGGCUCGGCUCUUCUGCUCUUGGCAAGUCGCAGUAUGAGAGUUCUGCACCACCAACAGCAUCGAAGAUGCCACCACGGACGUCUUCUGCUCAAGGCCACCGACCUGGAUCUGCCCAGCCAACGAACUCUCGUGUACGAGCACUCGAGGCUGCUCAGCGCAAGAAGGAAGCGGAUGAGAGGGCAGCUGCCGAGAAGCUCGAGAAGAAGCGAGAACUUGAGCGUAAACGUGCUGCGAAGGCGGAAGAGGAGAAGCGUGCCGAAGAAGAGCGAAAAGCUGCUGAGCAACAGCGUGUGCACGAGAUCAAGCUCGCAGCCCAACGCAGAGCCGCUGAAAAGCAGGCUGCGGAAGUGCGCAAGCGUGAGCAAGAUCGACAAGACCUUCAGAGACGGGAGCACGAACACCAGGAGCAACGGCGACGUGAGCAGGAGCACAUUGCUCAGCAACGCCGUGAGCAAGAGCAGCUUCGACAACAGGAAGAUGCUCGCAAGGCGAGGGAAGCUCACGAGCUGGCUGAGGCCAUCCGACGAGAGCGUGCUCAACAAGCACAAGCGCACCCACGAGGUGACCUUCCUGGCACGUUGAGACAACUCACGAAAAACACUGUUCCUCAGCCGAACCCUGCUAAGCCUGCGAAGAGAAUGCUGCCCACCGAUGAGGAUGACAAUCCCGCUGCUACAGCGCAUCGACCGGGCAUGAUUCGUGGUCCUCCAUCAUACCAGCAAGCUGAUGCCAAACGACGAAGGACCAACGAGGAGCAAGAAGAAAAGGGCGAGCGGCGAUCAGUCAUGGCUCCACCUAAGCGGCCAUCAACUUUGCGCAAGGAGACACUACCCAAGUUCUCAGGCUACAGCCAUGCCCCACCCCCUGCAGCUCACCACAGCAAUAUCUACAAGGCCGCCGUCACGUCCCAGCACCACAAUCAACACAAGCCCACACAUCCCAGCCAGCUUGCACAGAUGUCAAAUGCCCGCAUACCAUUUGGCGAGAACCAGAAUCCACCUGCAGCACACCACGCAUCUAGUUCGCAGAUGCACCCAGGGUACGAGAAUGCUCACCCAAGCAAGUUCAAGACGCCAUCACGACCCGCGCAGGCACCGAAGUCUGCCAAGUCAACACCACACUACCCACAAGGCGACAACAUCGAGCUUCCAGACAUCGCCACCGACUCCGAGGACGAGAGCGACGAGGAAGAGGCCGGCGGCGGCUUCCGUGCUCCGUCAUGGGUGGCAAGUCCUGCUCUUCGGGACCUCCUCACACAACAACAACUCGUCGAUCCCGAGACGGUGUUUGGACCUAUCGGCGAGCUGAAAAUGGACGAAGUCUUCAAGAACAGCAAGAACCAGGAACGUCUCAAGCGUUUCCGUGAUCGCGGCAGCAGUGCUAUGUGGCAUGAGACUGGCGAUGCCGUGACGAGUGCGGAGAAGAGGAGGGAUAUGGAGAUGAGGGAGAGGGUUGUGAGGGAUGGUGGCUGGAGGUAUGAACCUGGUGCUUGA